Molecule: messenger RNA, 2253 nt
Organism: Paramecium pentaurelia
Lineage: Eukaryota; Ciliophora; Oligohymenophorea; Peniculida; Parameciidae
Source: the annotation of a GenBank genome assembly
AUGAUGUCUUAAUUUACAAAAGGUAGAAAUGUAUUAUAAAAUCUAAUUAGGAUUAGCAAAAUGCGACGUAUUUGGUUAGACCAUUACUUUAAGAAUGAAUAAAUAAAAUUUUUACAAGACAGCUUUUGGAGGAUGUGUAUCUCUAGUAUUAUUUAUUACCAUGUUGUUGAUUUUUUCUCAAAAUUUAAUCUCAUUUUUGAAUAAAGAAAAUUUAACUGCCACAGUAUUAACCUCAUUUGAAGAAUUUCCAUCUUUGGCUACCUUGAAUGAUAAUACUUUUGCAUUUGCUAUUCAAAUUGAAUAAAGUGAUUUCAUCUAAAAUCCUUAUUUUAAUAUUUAAGUUGAACAGAAACACAUAAAUAGAUAUUUAAAUGGAUCAAAAAUUGAGAAUACUUCUCAACUUACUCUUAUACCAUGCACAUUAGAUAGAUUUACAAAUAUAUUUAAUAAAUAUGAUGUGAAUAUAACAAAAUAAUUUUAUGAAUUAGAUCUAUAGAAUUUCUUGUGCUUUGAGUAAAAAAUAAUAUAAAUUAGUUUAGUUAUAAUUCUACUUUUACUAUUCAAGGUACCAAUUCAAGUAAAUAUAAUCAAAUAAUUUAAAGAUUAACAAUUUUUGUAUUUGAAAAUUUCAGUAAAUAAUUGUGUUUCAAAUAAAUAAUGUGCUACUGAGACUGAAAGAUAAAAUGAAAUCGAAAAGAAUGGCUCAUUUAAAUUGAAACUUUAUACGGUCAAUUAAGUUUAUUAAAUUUUUAUAUUUUUUAGAUAUUAAAUCCCUAAAAUCCUGAUGAAUAAUUUUUAUAAACUUUCAUUGAUGAUUCUUUUUACUUUAAAUUUUUACCUUCAGAAGUAUUCAAAACAGUAGAUAUCUUUUUAAAAGAAUAUGAAGUACUUAAUGAUUUAAGUUUAACUCCAUUCAGUGAUAUCUAAUUAUCAAAAUUUUAUAUUCUAGAUCAAUCUGAAGUAAAAGAGAGAUUGGAAUUUAAAUCUAAAUCUUCAAAUGAUAUAGCUACUAUAUUCUUUCGAAAAAGUCCUUAUAAAACAACUGUUUACAGAAGUUACUUAAAAAUUGAUGAACUAUUAUCAAAUUUAGGUGGAAUCUAAUAAAUAUUCUUUUUUUUUCUUGGUAUUAUUCUAUCACUUUAUAACAGAUUUUAAUGUAUUAUUUUUAAUUAAAUUAAGUACUUGUAGAAUUAGCCAAUAAAUUAUAUGAAUUUUCUUUAAUACAUUUAUAACAUGAAAAAAUUCAAGAAGAAAAUUUAGAAUAAAUAAAUCAUUUUACUACAGAAAGAUAAGAAGAAUUAAGAACUCGUAGAAUUACUGAUUAAGAUUUAGAAAUUAAACUUGUUAAUCCAAGUUAAAUUAAAUAAAAGGAAAAAAAUGGAAUUUUAAAAUUUGGUUUUAAGCUUAAAGAAGAUGAUUAAGAAAUAAAUGAUUAAGAUGAUGAGGAUAAAAAUAUUAAAGAAAUUCAUAGUAAAUUUUAAAGAACAUCAACUAAAUUAAUUAAAAAUCCAUUUGCAAAUAAAAUCAUACCUGAAAAUGGUUUAUAAUAUUUCAAAUAAUAAAUUAUUACAAUAAUAAAUAGAUCAUAACCAGUUUUAUUAACAUUUAGUAUGAUUAUCAAUUUCAUAACAUGUAAUAAUUGUUGCUCAAACAAAAAGCAUAUUUAAUUAAUGAAUAAAGCUAUGUAAAAUAAACUUAUUUUUCAUUUUAGAGACUAGAUUACCGAUUAGAUAGAUUUAUUUAAUAUACUUACUAAAUUAAAUGAAUUAGAUAAAAUGAAAGAAGUUAUUUUUACACCUGAAUAAUUAUUGAUGUUUAAUUUUACUCCUAAACCAAUGAUAUCAUUAGAUAUGACUAAAAAGACAAUAAAUAGAUAAUAUUUUGAGUAAAGAUCCAAAUGUGAUAUUGAAAUUUAGUAAAAUAUUUAAAUAAUCUUAUAGGCCUAACGAAAGAGAAUAAAAAAAUUAUCAAAAUAGAUUACCUUCCCAAAGAGGAAUGCAUUUAAGAGGGGAUGCUUAAUUAUAUUAGGAUAUUUAUAAUGUAGAAUUAAUUCUAAUAAUAAUAUAGGCAUAUGAUGAAGUUCUUUAAGAUUAACAAGAAAAUAUUAUCAAUUAACAAUUGAUAAAGAAAUUAGGUCCUGAAGUUUAAGCUAUUUUUAAAUUAUCUAAAUAUAUAGAUCAAUAAAAAUUGUCUGCAAGAACAUAAAAAAGGAAGAAUCUAUUAUAAUAACAAGAACCUCCUAGUAUUGAUUGA